UCCAUCAUAAGAAAUCCAUGGGCACAUUGUGACUUCACAAAAUGGGACUCAAUGAAGUUUUCAUCUUGUUUCAAGCUUAUGAAACAGAUCAUAAAAGACUUGAAACUAAAUGCUUCAGAUGAAGUUUCGAUUUUGAAAGAUCUGUCCAAAUGGGAAAAAAGUGGAAUCAGUUUACUUAGCGGUACACCGAUUGGCCUAGAACUAGUAAAUGAGAUUCGUGAACAGACACGUGAUUUAGCUGAAUAUGCGCAAACUGUUGUCUCGAGUGCAGAUGGCAACAUAGUUAAAAUUCAGAAGGAAUUGGUAGAAAUGACAAAAAGAUUUUAUGAUAGAAUUACCUACAUUGAAAAAGAAUUAGAAAAGAAAACUGAAGAUGACAAAUUGAUGAAAGACCGCCUUUUGUGUUUAGAAGAAAAGAAUACAUUGCUUGAAACAGAACUUGAAAGACGUGAUCAAGAAACAAUUCCGAAACAUAAAAGAGAUCAACAUGAAGAGACUAUUAAGCAAUGGCAAUCAGAUGAUAAAACGUUUUUUAUUACAAGGGCAACAAAACAUGUGAUUUCCAAAAUCUUUUCAUCCAACAUUGCUGUUGUAACAGGAAGUUCCGGAUCUGGUAAAUCUUUUCUAAUUCAUCAUGUUGCUUUACAUUUACAUAGUACAGAUGAUUAUGAAAUUGUUCCCUCAUCUUUUGUAACGGCACCUGCUGAUAUCAUAAAUUAUCGUAAUGAAAAACGAAAUCAAGUUUUUGUCAUCGAUGAUAUCUGCGGAAAAGAGAAUGUGAAUCUCCAAAUUGUACAAACGUGGAAGGAUUUGGCAAGCAAGGUUGAAGAAAUAUUCCAAGAAAAUGUUAUCGAAUCACGGAAUGCGACAUGGACAGAGAAAACCAAAAUUGCCAAACUAUUAAUUUCGUGUAGACUACAGGUGUUUAAAGACAGAUGGUUCCAACGACUGCUUUGUUUUACUAGGCAUGAAUGUAAUAUAUUGGCUGAAUCUCUAUGUCUCCUCCCUGAAGAGAGACUGUUGAUGAUAAAUAAGUACCUUCCCAACGAUAGGAUUAACAAAGUCAAUGACAUUCUGAAUGAGUUUAAUUUUUUUCCUCUGCUUUGUAGACUUUCAACAAAUAGAUCGUCAGAAGAAUUAAGAAAUCUUUUUUUAACACCCAUCGCUACAAUAAGGGCUGAUAUAGAAGAAAUCCGUCAAACUGAAAACAAGUUCAAACAUUGCGCUCUUGUGUUAUGUAUAUUAUUUGAAGAGGGGUUUGAUGAACAAUGGCUGAAGUUUGAAUUGGUCCCAAAUGACAUUCAAAAUAAAUUAAUAGAAAUAGGUCGACAAUUUGGUAUCAGCUUAGACGUAGAGAUAUUUAGACUCUCUUUAACUGAUGCUUUUUUUAGUUUGACAGGGACAUAUCUCAGAAAAACUGGCACGAAUUAUUUGUUUGUUCAUGACAAAAUUUAUGACAUUGCAGCCGUUGUUUUUGGGCAACACUUUAAGGAAUGCUUAAUCAAAUUUGCAAGUGAGUCAUUUAUAGGUGAUAGGUAUGUAUUUGAAUCUUUAGGGACUACAAACAAUGAGAGCGUGAUUAUCAUUUCCGAAGACAUAGAGGAAUACUAUUUUAAAAGACUGACCAUUGAUUUAAGCAGUAGAAAUAUAUACAGCACACUGCAUAAUAAACAAUUAGUUUUUGAGUUAUUCAGAAUCAAACUUGUUCAGUUCUUCGAGAAAGAUAUCGAGGUUUCUAAGUCUAUAUUCAACCAACUCGAUGAAAGUGGCAUAAUUAUGAAAAUUGAUUAUAAUGAUGAUUUGAGUUCGUUCGGUGAUGAAAUUGAAGAACAUAUAUCUUCUGUUUUGAUAGAAGCCAUUUCGGAAGGCUAUGAAGAUAUCAUAGAAUUUCUAAUCAAAUUAGGAUGUGAAGUAAAUGUGUUUGAUAGUGACGGAAGGUCACCAUUGUACACUGCUAGUGAACGAGGGUUCACAAAUGUGGUUAAACUGUUAUUGAAUCACCAUUGUGAUGUGUCGACGGAUAGUUUAAAUAUGUAUUGUCCAUUAACAGUCGCUUGUAAAAACGGAUAUACAGACAUUGUGAAAUUACUGAUCGACAGUGAAGUUGACGUAUGCCAAAUGUCUUUGUUUGACGGAACGCCGUUGACAAAUGCUUGUGAAGGAGGGCAUUUAGACAUAGUUGAAUUGCUUUUACAACAAGGUGCAGAUGUCAAUGAAUGUGACACUUUUUCUGACCAUUAUCCGCCUCUGACAAUAGCAUGCAUAGGAGGAUAUCCAGACAUUGUUGAAAUAUUGCUAGCUAAUAAUGCAAACAUAACUCCGUCAUCGUUAGAGGUGGCAUGUGAGAAGGGGCAUGAUACAAUAGUAAAUAUUUUACUUAAGAACAAAACCGCUAUUUCUUUAUACGAGAAUAAAAUGUCACCAUUAUAUAUAGCUUCUGGAAAUGGACAUUUAAAUGUAGUUAAACUUAUAUUAAACAGUGAUAUUGAUAUAUCGCAUUUUGAUAAAUGGACUUCGGUAUGCGUAGCUUCACACCAAGGUUAUAUCGAUAUAGUGAAGAUUUUAAUAGAAAAUGGGACAGAUGUUGCUUUUUGUGACAUCAAUGGAUAUUCCCCAAUGUACGCAGCUUGUCAGGGUGGAAGCCUCGACAUAGUAGAAUUCUUAAUUCAGCAAAAUGUCAACUUAUUUGAUACUGACAAAAGGGGUUGGUCACUUCUUCAUGCCGCUUGUUACAACAUUUUUCCAAAAGAUGAUCAUUUAUCUGUGAUAAACCUCCUUCUGGAUCAGAAAUUGGAAUUAUCUUUGACUUGCAAUAACGGAUUUACACCACUAUCUUUUGCCUCUGUCGGUGAUUCUGUUGAUAUAGUUAAGCUAUUGCUGAAACGAGGCGCGGAUGUAAACCACCAUACUGACAAAAGUUUUACGUCGUUACACAUUGCAUGCAAAUGGAAAGAUAUAUUUUUCCUGCGAGGGAAGAAUACCACGAUUUCACUUCUUGACAAAAAUGGAAAAUCUUUUGAAGUUGAUUUUUCAAAAUUUGGUUCACCUUUUCCAAUACAUAUCCAAUACAGGUCUUACGAUAUUCAUCGAUCUAUCGUGCAGUUGUUGUUAGAACAUCAGGCUGAUGUUUCAUUACGUAACUAUAAAGGACAAACGGCUUUACAUAUUGCAUGCGAAAGCGGUGAUUGCGAUGUUGUAGAAAUGCUUCUAGAAAGAAAAGCAGAUAUAGCAGUGUGCGACAAUGAAGGAAAUUCCCCACUGGAUCUUGCAUGUCAACGAGAACACACAGAUGUGGUAAAACUGUUACUCGUUAGCAUUACUGAUAUAUCACAGUUAGAUAACGAUGGGAAGACGGUCCUUCAUUCAGUAUGCAAGGGUUAUGGAAGUAGGAGGAAGGAUGAGGAAUCAGGCAAUGAUAUUCCGUAUUUUCUGCAGAGAGAUACUGAUGGACAUAAAUCUAUAAUAGAGUUACUGUUUGAUAAGCACGCAGAUAUAUAUAAGCGUAAUAAACAUGGAGAAACACCUUUACAUUUGGCUUGUGAAUAUGGUCCUGUCGACAUUGUAGCGAUGCUUCUAAAAAAAGGUGCAGAUAUUUCACUAUGUGACAACAAAGGCCAGUCAACUGUAUUUAAGGCAUGUGGUGGAGGAAAUGAUGAUAUAUUAGAUGUUUUGCUUGAAAAAAAUGCAAAUGUUUCAGUAUGCGACAAAGAUGGGAACUCUCCACUUCAUGUAACGUGUAAAAACAGAGGUCGAGUGCAACAAAAAAGACGUUUAGGGCACGUUAAGUUUCCAUCUAAUUCAUUUGCCGGUAGCUUUUCCGAUUUGCAAGGGUGCACUUUGUACACACCAGAUGGGUUUGAGCGUGUUUUUAAAAUACUUGUCCCACAAGUGGUAAACCUGAACAUAAGAAAUAAUUGCCAACAGACACCACUUCAUGUUGCAACUAAAGGUGGUCAUAUGAGUCUGGUAAAAAUGCUUAUUGAUCGAAACGCUGAUGUUAAUAUGUGUGAUAACAAAGGACAAUCUCCGUUAUAUUUGGCUUGUAAGUUUAGACACAUAGAUAUCACCAAACUUUUACUGUCACAUAAUGCUGACCUAACUUUGGUUGAUGAUAAAAAAAGGUCACCGCUUCACGCUGUUUGUAAUGUGUUCAGUAUUCCACUGACUGAAAAAGAAAUUCAAGAUUUACUAGAUUUAAUUACUCUCCUUAUAGAAUAUAGAAUGGAUCUUUCUCACCCUGACAAUGAAGGUAAAACAGCUUUACACUUCGCUUGUAAAGCCGGUUGUCUUUCUAUUGUCGAAUUGUUGGCUGUAAACAAAGCAAACUUUACUGUGUGUGAUUUUAAUGGCCAGACGCCAUUAGAUGAAGCCAAAAAUGCUGACCAUUGCGACAUCGUGCAUUUUCUUGAAUGCUUUGAAGAAGAAAUGAGUAAAAAGUACAAUUUUUUUUAUUUUUUGUGGUGAAUUACCUGUAUAGGUAUUUGCAAACUUUGUUGCAAUCUCUUUUAUUUUCUGUGUGGAAUUACCUGUAUAGAUGUUUGCAACGUUUGUUACAAUCUCUUUUAUUUUCUGUGGGAAAUUACCUGUAUAGAUAUUUGCAACCUUUGUUAAGUUAUCAAUUGCAAUUCUUUCUUUUUUUCUGAUAUACUUACCAAGUAAAGUUUUGUACUGUAUUACGGCAACAGAAAUGUUUAUAGGUUGCACUUUGUAAAUACAGCUGUUUCACAAACGACACCUCUUUUGGGGAGAUAUAUAAUAUUCAUAGAUAUUUUGUGUGUUUACGUACUGGUUCCCAGAUAUGAUCUCUAUGUUUCAUCUCAUAGAGACAUAACUUGGGGAUGUAUGGUACCAGUAUAUUUACACAUGGUUGCAGGGAAUUUUGAAUUCUGAGGGUCACCUAAAGUGAAGGUAGGGGUAGUACAGAACUUAAGUAUAAGUUUAAACACUUAAAAGUUCGGGGCAUAUAAAUGUUGAAAAUAUGCCGCACAGCCCUAUGUUUUUGACCUUUGAAUAUUAACUUUCCAUUCUAGGAUAUAAUUUUUCACGAAACUUCAUAGUAAAAGUGGCACAGUUUUAGCCGUAAAGAGAGUUCCUAUGGGAAAUUGCAUUGUCUAUAUUUACAGAAAUGCAACCUAUAAGCAAGAAUAGUGUGCGUAUCGUGUUGAUAUACAUAUGAGCCGAUUAAAAGUACCAAAAUAUAUAUUUUCAGUUGACAUCCGAUACUCGUUAGAUGAUACAUGCUGGAGAAAAAUGCCCCUUUUUUCAUUCGCUAGUAAAAGAGAAGCGGAAGAUACCAAAUGGACAUUCAAUCUCAAGUCUUAAAUAAACUUACAACGCCAUGGCUAAAAAAGAAAAAGACCAACAGACAAACAGUACACAAAACAUAAUAUAGAAAACUAAAGACUGAGCAACACGAAC
Messenger RNA from Mytilus californianus (California mussel), 5418 nucleotides. Its product is annotated as ankyrin-1-like. Gene Ontology annotation, molecular function: protein binding. Lineage: Eukaryota; Metazoa; Mollusca; Bivalvia; Mytilida; Mytilidae. The transcript is spliced from 3 exons. The coding region runs from base 52 to 4464 and encodes 1470 amino acids. The record is from RefSeq and is a predicted model, not a curated record.